Molecule: messenger RNA, 588 nt
Organism: Prunus avium (sweet cherry)
Lineage: Eukaryota; Viridiplantae; Streptophyta; Magnoliopsida; Rosales; Rosaceae
Source: RefSeq, a predicted model, not a curated record
AUGAGCCACCAAAGGAAGAAUCUCCAAAAGAGGAGCCACCCAAGGAAUAACCUCCCAAGGAGCAACCACCCAAGGAACAAUCUCCCAAAGAGGAGCCACCAAAGGAAGAACCUCCCAAGGAGGAGCCACCACAGGAGGAACCACCUAAGGAGGAGUCACCCAAGGAGGAGUCACCAAAGGAAGAACCUCCCAAAGAGGAGCCACCAAAGGAAGAAACCACCCAAGGAGGAGCCACCAAAGGAAGAACCUCCUAAAGAGGAGCCACCAAAGGAAGAACCUCCCAAGGAGGAGCCACCAAAGGAAGAACCACCCAAGGAGGUGCCACCAAAGGAAGAACCUCCCAAAGAGCAACCACCAAAGGAAGAACCCCUCAAGGAGGAGCCACCAAAGGAAGAACCACCCAAGGAGCAGCCACCAAAGGAAGAACCUCCUAAAGAGCAACCACCAAAGGAAGAACCUCCCAAGGAGGAACCACCCAAAGAACAACCUCCCAAAAAAGAGUCACUAAAGGAAGCACCUCCCAAAGAGGAGCCACCCAAAGAGCAGCCUCCCAAGGAGGAACCACCCAAAGAAACUCAUACACCAUAA